This is a messenger RNA of Panicum virgatum (switchgrass), 1674 nucleotides long. RefSeq names its product putative methylesterase 11, chloroplastic. The record is from RefSeq and is a predicted model, not a curated record. The transcript has 5 exons. Lineage: Eukaryota; Viridiplantae; Streptophyta; Magnoliopsida; Poales; Poaceae. The coding region runs from base 157 to 1296 and encodes 379 amino acids. Gene Ontology annotation, molecular function: methyl jasmonate esterase activity; methyl indole-3-acetate esterase activity.
UUCCUGCCAUUGCUGCCGCGCCCGCUGAUCCGCCGCCUGCCUGCCGCCCCCGCUGCUUCGUUCCCCUCCCUCCUCGGCCUCCGCCAAAGCCAGCAUCCUGAAUCGGAGAAGCGAGAGCAGGGAUUUCUGGGAUUUUACCUCCCCUGAAUCGGCUCGAUGGGCUCGCUGGUCUCCUGCAUGUCCGAUCCUUGCCCGUCGGCGUCCCCGCCGCCGCAGGCGAAGCGGCGCUCCUCCACCUCCUCCCGCGGCCGUGGCGGCGGCGGCGGCGGGAGGGACUCCGCCAAGGCCACCAUGGCCAUCGACGAGGAGGCGUUGGCCGCCGCCGCGGCGCUCGUGCUGGGGCAGCGGGGCGCCGUGGGGGCGUUCGAGCGGUCUGCGUCGGUGCGCUGCGCGGCCAAGCGCCAGGGCCAGGGCCCGCCGCUGCCCCGGAGCAGCAGCACGCGCCCGAGGUCGCUCGCCGACCCCGAGCUCCAGCCGCAGCACCUGCUCGCCAAGGAUUUGAAUACUAAGGAUUUGGAAACAAACAUCAUUGUUCUCGUUCAUGGUGGUGGCUUUGGUGCUUGGUGUUGGUACAAGACUAUAUCACUUCUUGAAGAUAGUGGGUUCAAAGUUAAUGCCAUUGACUUAACGGGCUCAGGGAUUCACUCUUAUGACACAAACAAGAUUAGCAGUCUUUCAGAGUAUUCUGAACCACUUACAUCUUACCUUAAAGGCUUAGGUGAUGCUCAAAAGGUGAUUUUGGUUGGACAUGAUUUUGGUGGUGCAUGUAUAUCCUACGCAAUGGAGAUGUUCCCGUCCAAAGUUGCCAAGGCUGUUUUCCUCUGCGCAGCAAUGCUGACAAAUAGACACAGUGCCCUUGGCAUGUUCCAACAGCAGAUGGACACAAAUGGCACUCUCCAAAAGGCACAGGAAUUCAUAUACUCCAACGGCAAGGACCGGCCUCCAACCGCCAUCAACAUCGACAAGGCACUGCUGAGAGGCUUGUUAUUCAACCAGAGCCCUUCCAAGGAUGUGUCGCUGGCCUCAGUGUCGAUGAGGCCCAUCCCCUUCGCCCCUCUGCUGGAAAAGCUCGUGCUAACCGCUGAGAACUACGGCUCGGUGCGGCGGUUCUACGUGGAGACCACGGAGGACAACGCCAUUCCCCUCCCUCUACAGCAGAGCAUGUGUGGCACCAACCCGCCGGAGAAGGUGCUGCGUCUGAAGGGGGCAGACCACGCGCCUUUCUUCUCCGAACCACAGGCGCUGCACAAGACACUGGUCGAGAUAGCCACCAUGCCUCCGGUCCAGGCGUCUUGAGAUCACGUUUUCAUAGCUUCAGGUUUUGCCGGCAGGUGAGCGUGCAUGGCUGGUGUACAUGCUGAGGAUGUAAGGAUGUUGUCAGAGGUGCGGCGGCAUAGCAGGGCUAUAGAAUCUCUCACCGUCAUUUCUGAAGAUGCAUGUGGCAUCCUUCGGUUGUGGACUGACAUGGUGACAUCUUGAUCUUCGGGGCAACUAUCACUACUGAAUCCCGUCUAGAAAAAGUUUGGAAAGGUGAAAUUUCACGAGAUUUCUGUGAUGCUUCAGCUUAUGUGAAAUUUCACAUUUCAGAUAUAGGGCCUUGACCACUUCAGUAUGUGUAACUCUACAACAGCCAAAAAGGAAAAUGAUAGUAAAGAAACAUCUUUUUUUCUCUCU